CCUCCUUCCCUGCUUCCACCACUGGAAGAAACAGGAACUAAGAGAAGGAAAAGACGGACAUCCCCGCUAUUAAAGGCCCAGAGAAAAAGAAGAAACGCAGUGUGUUGUGUACUAUGUGAGGUUAAAAAAAGAGAGAAGAGAAGUAGCAUAUCAACCAUUAUCCCUCCUCCUCCAUCCAUCCCACAAGGGAAGAAAAGGAAAAAAAAGGCCCCUAAAAGAAUCACACCAUGAGGAAAGAUGGAGGAGGAGGAGGAGGAGGAGCCACCCCUGCCGCUCCCAUCCCCCUCCCUUGCUUUGAUCUCAAGCCUUUCGUGGUCACCCUCGUAGUACUCGCCAUCCUCAUGGCCUUCUGGCAGUUCCAACCCUACCAACCCCUCCUCCCCUCCUCCAACAAUCUCUCCACCACCAACUGCCCUCAACUCAACUCCACCACCGCCGCCACCGAUGGGAAUUCCCUCUCAACAGAAAAGUUUUCUUCGUCGAUCUCCUCCAACAAUCUCUCCACCACCAACCGCCCUCUCCUCAACUCCACCACCGCCGUCGCCACCGUCGCCGCCGCCGCAGCCACCGGCGAUGGGAAUUCCCUCGCAACAGAAAAGUUUUCUUCGUCGAUCUCCUCCGCCGCUCCAUCUAAUGCAAUAAUUACUCCUUCCGUCCCCAACAAGCGGGUCUUCCUCCCCCACGGCAGCGCCGCGGCGCUCUUCGUCCAGAUGGGCGCCUACCGGGGGGGCCCCGCCACCUUCGCCAUCGUCGGCCUCGCGUCCAAGCCCACUCACGUCUUCGGCAAGCCCUGGUAUAAAUGCGAGUGGGUCCCCGAUGCCCCCGGUCGCCCACGCUCCCGCGCCAAGGCCUUCAAGAUGCUGCCCGACUGGGGCUACGGCCGCGUCUACACCGUCGUCGUCGUCAAUUGCACCUUCCCUUCGAACCCCAACUCCGACAACUCCGGUGGCAAGCUCUUCCUCUACGCCUACUACUCCCCCUCCCCGAGAAAAUACGAGAAGUUCGUCGCUUUAGAAGAAACCCCCGGCUCCUACGACGAGGCUCGUUUCCGGCCGCCGUACAAGUACGAGUAUCUCUACUGCGGAUCCUCUUUGUAUGGUAGCCUGAGUGCGAGGCGGAUCCGGGAAUGGAUGGCGUACCACGCCCACUUCUUCGGCCCCAGCUCGCAUUUCGUCUUCCAUGACGCCGGCGGGGUCAGCCCGGCGGUGCGCGCCGCGCUGGAGCCAUGGGUGAGGAUUGGGCGGGCCACGGUGCAGGAUAUCCGGGCGCAGGCGGAGUAUGAUGGCUAUUACUACAAUCAGUUCUUGGUGGUGAAUGAUUGCCUGCAUCGGUAUCGGCAUGCGGCCAAUUGGACCUUCUUCUUCGACGUCGACGAGUACUUGUAUCUGCCGGACGGGAACACGCUAGAGACCGUGCUGGGGAGGUUGGCGGAGUACACCCAAUUUACCAUCGAGCAGAAUCCGAUGUCGAGCAAGCUCUGUGUGCUGGAUCCCAAGAGGGAUUACUCCAGCGAGUGGGGCUUUGAGAAGCUGGUCUUCAGGAAUUCGAUCACCGGAAUACGGCGAGAUCGCAAAUAUGCAAUCCAGGCAAGAAAUGCAUUUGCCACGGGUGUCCAUAUGUCCGAGAAUGUCAUCGGCAAAACCACUCACAAGACAGAGUCCAUGAUCCGGUAUUACCAUUACCAUGACUCCAUCAAUGUGUUGGGUGAGCCAUGCCGCGAGUUUGUGCUGAUGCCAGCCAAAGGCAGUGUGACAUGGUUUGAGAAAAUCCCCUAUGUUUAUGAUGACAACAUGACACGCCUAGCUGCUACCAUCAAGCAAUUUGAGAAGCAAACAAUUGGACCAGUACAGCUAUAGCAUUCUCAACCUCAACCACCAAUUCUUUCAAUCCUUCAUUCUUGUGAUGCCAUGGACAAUCCAGCCAGCAGAUGUGGUGUCGAUAUAUAUUCUUCGAGGUUGCCAUGAACGGAUUUAUCUUCAGGGUGCUUGCCUACUUUCUUUGGUGUUCUGGCAGGGAGAAGCUGAUGGACAUAUCAAGGAGAGAAGGUAGAGAUGGGGAAUGGCAAUAGGACCCUUUAUUUACAUGUAAAGAUGUGGCUGUCCUCUAUUUUUUCUUUUUUAAAUAUAGUAGGGUUUGCAAGGUGCAUUAUUAUUGUGGUGCCUCAGUAUAGGCUGGAGAAACAGAUAGAUGUGUAUUUCUAGAGUCGAACGGGUCCAUUGGCCUUGGCUUUUCUUCAAAAACUGUUUCCAUUGUCCUUCCAUAAGUAACCAGGGCUGUAUCUUGGGAACAUUCUUUUGUAGUAUGAGCUUAGAUGGGAGCUUUACCCCCCUUUGAGAA
Elaeis guineensis (African oil palm) is the source of this 2337-nucleotide messenger RNA. Its product is annotated as galactan beta-1,4-galactosyltransferase GALS1. NCBI's taxonomy places the organism in Eukaryota, Viridiplantae, Streptophyta, Magnoliopsida, Arecales, Arecaceae. The record is from RefSeq and is a predicted model, not a curated record. Gene Ontology annotation, cellular component: cytoplasm. Gene Ontology annotation, molecular function: glycosyltransferase activity.